Molecule: messenger RNA, 2082 nt
Organism: Cyprinus carpio (common carp)
Lineage: Eukaryota; Metazoa; Chordata; Actinopteri; Cypriniformes; Cyprinidae
Gene: cry4
Product: cryptochrome circadian regulator 4
Biological process (GO): entrainment of circadian clock by photoperiod; circadian regulation of gene expression
Cellular component (GO): cytoplasm; nucleus
Molecular function (GO): DNA binding; FAD binding
Source: RefSeq, a predicted model, not a curated record
GUCGUCCAAUAGGCUGUGAGGAGGGCGGGAUCGGGUCAGAUAAGGGUUGUUGGCUCGCUCAAUGCGCUUCCUUCCACGUUGUGAUCGGCUAAUAAUUAUUAACAAGUUAUUAUCGGUAAUUAUUGAAACAGACGGGUCGUGUUUCUGUCUUUUUUUAAAUUGGUUGAAGUGUCCUAAUGGAUGCUGCCUGAGGCGAUCUGGAGACUGAAGUGUUCGGAUCGUGAUUCAGUCGUCAUGAGUCAGCGCACCAUCCAUCUCUUCCGUAAGGGCCUGCGGCUGCAUGAUAACCCCACCCUGCUGGGGGCGCUGGCGUGCUCCGCCGCGCUCUUCCCCGUCUAUGUCCUGGACCGCACGUUCCUGGAGGGGGCGAUGGGCUUGGGCCCGUUACGCUGGCGCUUCAUCCUGCAGAGUCUGGAGGAUCUAGACACCCGUCUGCGGGCGCUGGGCUCGCGGCUCUACGUCCUGCGCGGGUCGACGGCGGCCGUGCUGCAUGACCUCGUGACCCGGUGGGGCGUCACACAGAUCAGCUACGACACGGAGGUGGAGCCGUAUUAUGCGUGCAUGGAGCGGGAAAUACAAGCGCUGGCACAGGAGCGCGGACUCCAGACGUACACGCAUGUGUCGCACACGCUCUACGACGUCAAGAGGAUCGUGAAGGCCAACGGCGGCUCUCCUCCGCUCACGUACAAGCCUGCUCCGCAGGUUUUGGUCGUUGUUUUGGGUGAACCGGAGGAACCGGUGCGGGACGUCAGUGCUGAGGACUUCCUGAGAUGCUCGCCCCCUGCGGAGCCGCUUCACGAGCAGACGUACAGAGUCCCGUCUCCAGCUGAUCUGGGUCUGGAGCUUGACUCUGAGGUCUUGUGGCCCGGCGGAGAGACACACGCGCUCCAGAGACUCCACAAACACUUCCAGAGUCAGGGAUGGGUGGCGAACUUCUCCAAAGCGCGGACGGUUCCGAACUCUCUGCUGCCCAGCACCACGGGCCUCAGUCCGUACCUGAGUCUGGGCUGCCUGUCAGUCCGCACCUUCUACCACCACCGCCGCCUCCGCAGCGUCUGCGCGCAGUCGAAGAACCACUCGCUGCCGCCCGUGUCUCUCCCAGGUCAGGUUCUGUGGCGCGAGUUCUUCUACACCGUCGCGUCGGCCACGCCGAACUUCACCAAGAUGCAGGGGAACCCUAUUUGUCUGCAGAUCGACUGGUAUCACGAUCCAGAGGCUCUGGAGAAAUGGAGAACCGCUCAGACGGGCUUCCCGUGGAUCGACGCCAUCAUGACCCAGCUGCGUCAGGAGGGCUGGAUCCAUCACCUGGCGCGGCACGCCGUGGCCUGCUUCCUGACGCGAGGAGAUCUCUGGAUCAGCUGGGAGGAGGGCAUGAAGGUGUUCGAGGAGCUCCUGUUGGACGCGGACUAUAGCGUGAACGCCGGGAACUGGAUGUGGUUAUCCGCUAGCGCGUUCUUCCACAAAUACACCAGGAUCUUCUGCCCCGUGCGCUUCGGUCGUCGGACUGACCCUCAAGGACAGUAUGAAUACCUGCCCGUUCUGAAGAACUUCCCCUCGCAGUAUAUUUACGAGCCGUGGAAAGCGCCAGAAGACGUCCAGCUCAGCGCCGGCUGCAUCAUCGGUAAGGACUAUCCCCGUCCCAUGGUGUGCCACACAGAGGCCAGUCAGAGGAACCUGGGUUUGAUGCGUCAGGUGCGCACCGAGCAGCAGAACACGGCCGAACUCACACGAGAUGUGGCGGAUGACCCGAUGGAGGCGGGGCUUAAGCGUGAGCUACAGGAAGAUGGAAGGAGCUUCUGGAGGGGGCGGAGCAACACGGCACGUCCAAAACGUUUCAGCGGUGACGCGGAUCAUAAGUCCCGCCCCUGGACGCCAGAGACUCUGCAGUUGAGCGGAGAGGUCAUGUGACUUUAGAACUGCCCAAUCAGACCACCGUAUUACUUCAUUGACAUCAACAUGCGAAUCAUGUUAUUCUGAACAGAAGACGGCAUUUGAACUCUGUUGGUGUGUUUUUUCUGUUUCAUGAGAGAUUUCUCUACAUUCAACAGAGUUUGUGAAGAAGAAAACGAGGUUGAAUUUUAU